Messenger RNA from Coccinella septempunctata (seven-spotted ladybird), 5116 nucleotides. It is a transcript of the gene Eip74EF, whose product is annotated as ecdysone-induced protein 74EF. Gene Ontology annotation, molecular function: sequence-specific DNA binding; DNA-binding transcription factor activity, RNA polymerase II-specific. The coding region runs from base 914 to 2359 and encodes 481 amino acids. The transcript is spliced from 8 exons. NCBI's taxonomy places the organism in Eukaryota, Metazoa, Arthropoda, Insecta, Coleoptera, Coccinellidae. The record is from RefSeq and is a predicted model, not a curated record. Gene Ontology annotation, cellular component: nucleus. Gene Ontology annotation, biological process: cell differentiation; regulation of transcription by RNA polymerase II.
AGGCUAAGCAACGCGAAUAUCAACCGGCUAAGCUUAUAGUGCGCUUAGGCACCGCGAGUUCGCGAGGUCCACCAUUCGCGCAGGUCCUCUCUCUCUUCUGCUCCAGCAGCGCCAACUCUGAAUUUCACCGUUAUUUUCAGUAAACAUAUUCUUAAUUGCAUCGCGGGUACUCUUACCGAAAUGUUUACUACGUUACCUCUUUGAAUGGUCGCGCCAAAAACACCGGUACUAUAGUUCGCGUAAGAAAAAGCACGCGCUAUGAGCGCCGAAGACGACAGUGGACAGUGAGGUUUCUAAAAAAAAUCUUCAUACAGUGACUUAGGACACUCGGAGUGUUCAAACUGAAUCAUGUGCCUUCCGACACCUGGACGUAGACUGGGAUCUUAUGUUUUAAGUUAUAUAGGCCAAACAUCCCAUUAUUUGUGGAUUUAACUUUUGUGCGCGAGGGUCAAGCCUGACUUAUCUCCGUGUACUUUUGCCAAGAUUCGAAGAGGAUUUUUUUCGAUUGACCUAGUUGUGUUUUGAUUACAUUUUAUGUUGAUAACUCUACUUCCGUUUUAUUUUGAACUAUCCUUGACGGUGAAGUGGGUUGACAAAUUCAGUGUAGCGUGAGCGUGUGUUGAGUGUUUCUUUUUCAGUGAUUCUCUAUUUUUGGAUUAACAUUCACCUUCCUGCUGGCCCAUGAUACGAAUGAUUGAAGUUAUUCAAAAUUCAUGUAUUGGAAGGAGGCACAAAUUCAUCAUAAUAUUUCGAGAUUUUUUGUGAAGCACCUCAACUUUAACCAUCCCUUGGACAUCGGCUAGGGUGUCGCUAUCCGGCGAAAAGGCAGCACAAAUCUUUACCCUUGGAGUCCCCCAGCCCCACCGUGGCGGGGACGAACGUGCUGGGGGCGCAGUCGCCCAUUUCGUUGGCAAUGCCAUUCAUAGAUAACGACCUACUGUGGAGUUCCGACCAUGAUGGCAAGAUGGUGGAUCUUUCCUCGUGCUUACAGGAUGCUUCGGUGGCGGUUGGGCAACAAAACACUGCACAAGGAGGUGGAGGUGGUGGAGCACUAGGAGAACUGUCUCAGUCAGACCUCAGUUCCCUGGUUCCUUCGGCUUCAGAGGGCCAAAUGAACGACGAAGAUAUCUUGAAACAUUUAUCGGAUACUGCCGCCAUUGAAAUCGAUAGCCUUCUCAACGAAUUCAACAAUACGCCUUAUAUCAAGCAAGAAGAAAACAACAAUAUUCCGAACUCUUGCUCGGAGGAUGUAGUCAGUAGUUCCAAUGGACAUCAGAAGAGUGCGGUCAAUUUAGAAAUGCGUUCGCUGAAAUUCACGAUCGCUGCUGCGAAUCCUAUUCUAGCGGAGAAACUGUCGACACCUAACGAGCAUAAUAUGCACUUACAUGAUGGCGGAAAUCGACCAGAGCUGGCGCUACUGACACCGAAAAUCGAAAAAGUUGACAAGGAACAGAAUAACUAUCUACAUCAACUUCUUUCGAGACAAAGGGGUGAUCUUCAACACCCAGCUCUGUGCGAGUAUCAAAGGCGAAAAGCAGGAUACCCCCCAAACAAUGGGUCACUACCGCCAAGUCCAGCAGAUUCCGGUGUUUCAGACGUGGACAGUUCUUCAAGCGGUCACACAUCGACGGACGAGUUGAAAUCGAGGUUACAACCUUCAUUGCAUUCUCCAGUGGGAAACUUCCUCAACAGGCAUCCUUUGUCCUGGACGCCCUCUGCCCAUCAUCACACGCAAAGACCACCCGGAAAUAUACAUCAACCGUUCUACCCCUCGUUCACCACAAUACCAGAAAACUACAACAGCUACCUUCUCCAACACCACCACGUCCAGCAGACUCAACAUAUGCAUCACCACAAUAGUAUACCAUCACCAUUUACAACACCAUCCCCCCCAUCACCGACCAUGAGGCACUCCAUCCCAACAUCAGUGAUACAAGCAGCAUCUUCAAGCGUCUACGACGAUUCUUACAUGCUUGGUUUCCCGCCUAGGAAAAUAAAGAAAAUCAAAAAACAGAGGAUAGGUGAACCUGGAUCUGUUAAAAGGAAAAGCCGAGAGGGGUCCACGACGUAUCUAUGGGAGUUCCUGUUGAAACUCCUCCAAGAUCGAGAGUACUGUCCAAGAUAUAUAAAGUGGACAAAUAGGGAAAAAGGGGUUUUCAAGUUGGUCGACUCAAAAGCUGUAUCCAGGUUAUGGGGCAUGCACAAGAACAAGCCAGAUAUGAAUUACGAGACAAUGGGCCGAGCUCUAAGGUACUACUACCAGAGAGGUAUCCUAGCUAAAGUGGAUGGCCAACGGUUAGUCUAUCAAUUUGUUGAGGUGCCCAAAGAUAUUGUAGAAAUAGACUGUACGGGCGUGUGAUCGAAUUGAAAUGGACGCACCAAUGCUUCGAUAGUACAACAAAUAAUUUAAUUUAUUAAGUAACAAAAAGUGUGAAAACAUUAAAUUUUAUCCCUGUACAUACGACUCAAAGAGAAUAUGCUGAGGACUUGACCUAAUGAACAAGUUGACUGUGAAAUUUUUACAACGAAUAGGGUUCUAGUACCUCGUACAAGUUUACCAACUAUGGACGAUCUCAUGGUAUGUUGAAAGUGGUGAAUUUUAUGAAGAGAAUGAGGACAACAAUCCGAUUGUGACUGUGAAUUUUUAACAUUGCGGUUGUGGAUUUUUUUCCUGCCAAAGUUUUUUCCAUUUUGUACUUGCCCCUAUAUUCUCAUUGCCCUGUUGAUUACAUCAACAAUCAUGUAUUCACAUAUAAUAAAAACUCGGAAAGCCUUGAACAGAAUAUAGAUUCAGUUCCACAGGCAAAUCUCACAAAAAAAAAUCAUAUUCUUAAUAUUGGGAAGUUUAACUAGAGAUUCCUGAACAACUUGAUGCAUCACUUCUCGUUAAUAUCCAUGAAAAUAUUUCGUCCAACCCUGAACAACUUUGAAUUCCGACAAAAAUAUUUAUGAUAAAGUGUUUUGGUGACAUGAAAUAAAUGACAAAUUAAAGCAGAACUAUUGAAUACAUAUAAUAAAAAGUUAUCUGGUCCAAAUAUGUCAAUUUUUCCAACUUUAUUGCUCUUUGAAAGAUUUUUUUAUUUGAAAUAAAUUUAUUGUUGUUGGUAACCUAAAGAGAUUUUUACUAGAACUAAUGAACAUGUGAUCAGCAAAAAUAAGGGAAAUUAGUUUGUGUAGUGAAAAAGAAUGAAAUUAUAAAUCGAAUGACAUGUGAUAAGAAAGAGAGGAAAGGUAUUUUGGUAGUAUUUUCGACUGAGAUGAAUUUUUAGGAAAUUGUUUAGGUGAAAAAUUAUUGAUACUAUUUUUCAUGGAAUUGCUUAACUACAUAUUAAAGUCAGCACUGCAUCAGAGCUUAAUGAAAAGUCAUAUUUCAUUAUCAAAAGAAACCGAAUUAAACUCAUUUCAACAUCUACAAUAUGUAAAAAAAUUCUGUUGUGCAUUAAGUAGAAGGGCAGCUGUAUAUUAUAAAUAAUGGAUCUAUUGAAUAUUAGAAUCAUUCUGAAAUAUUCAUAUUUUCGAAUAAGUAUUCAUUGGAUUUAUUCAACUGAGAGUUAAUAUAUUAUCUUAUGAAGUUUUUUAUAAUGAUUGCUCAAAAUUGAAAUAAAUCAAAGAUAUAUGAAAAACAUAAAAAUAUUAUGUUUAAAUAAUAUAAAAAAGUGGUUUCUCUAGGUAUUUUAUAAUAAAAUCUGGAUUAAUUUAGAAAUGAUGACGAUCCCUUGCUUUGGAUAAUGUGAUAUGUUUAACUUCACUAGGGCCCAUAAUUCAGUGUAGAGUCCUGGAAAUUUACUUUGUUCUAAAAUUAGCAAUUCUUCAUCCAAUUCAAAUCAGUUGAGAAGUAAGUACACAUAAGUAGAAUUGCAUUCUUUUUCUUCUUUGGGGCCCUAGUUUGAGGGUAGUUUGAGGUGCUCUUAAUGGUUAUGAGACUGGUUGGUGCCUGCAUUAAAUUGGUAGGGUUUCGAAGAGAAACGAGCACAAAUAUUUGAAAUUUAGCUCUCUAUAUUCUUUUACAGAGUGUUUCAGGCAACUAUUAUCGGUUUUGAUCUCAGAUGUACACAGUAAAAGAAUGAGAAGAUUUCAUCAUUUAUCAGUUUUCCAUUUUCGUGUAAUAUUCAAAAUAUUGUACUUAUGUUAUUGGGUCCUGUGUUUUCUUGUAAACUAUAUUUUUAAGUGUACAUUCUGUAUAGUAUUUAUUCCAUAAUUUCGAAUUUUAAAAAAUUAGCUGUUUCAUGAUAAAAAUAUCAAUUGUCAACUGAAAAAAUAAAUUUUGAAUUUGAAAUUAGUUCCCUGAUAAAAUUUACGUUUCACUGCCAAUUUUUCAGGUUUCAUAAAUUCUUUUCAUCACAUGAGUUUGUCAUGAAACAAACUAGUUUAGUCCUUUGUAAAUUUUGUUUUAACAUUCUGUGAUUGUAAGUUUAAUUUUCCAAAUUGUAUCAAAUUAAUGUAAUGGGUGUAAAACGUUGUACCUAAAGUCAAAUGUGUCUUUAAAGAUAAUCUAAACUCAGUGGGCAAAUCAAUAUUGGAAAUUCCCAGGUUUUCAACUCAGCGAUGUUACAUUUAUGUGUAGAUUCUAUGUUGAAAUUGAAUUCAGGAAAUCUAAAGCACAAAAUAAACUGCAUAUUGAAUAUGAGUAAAAUACAAGUUCAAUCCAGGUAGCAAGCAAGCAAAUUAUCCGUUCGUCCAAAAUAUGUGAUAUCUGUCAAUAUCAAAUCCUAUUCACGUUAGCUCAUUGAAAUAGUUAUAUAUUAUCUUACUUGAUUGUUAAAUGGAUGUUGAAUGGUUGCAUUUGUUUAGGUAUUGGUUUCUUCACAAAUAUUUACGCGUUGUUUGAAUAUUCCUACUGUGCAGUAAUAAGAAAUUUUGUUGAAUAUGUAAAUAAUAGUUACAAAAAUUAAACAUAUUGUAAUAUUGGUGAUACUGUCAAAUGAUAAUUUCAGAUUUUGUAAAUAUAGAUCAUUUUUAUUAUUACAAAUUACCUACUGUAGAUUUUAAUGAAAUUUUAUUGAUUUUUAAACAUUAUUGUAAAAAUUAUACCUACCUAUGUAUAAGAACGAGGUACUUUUAUUACCUAUAUAGUUUAUUGUAAUAUUUUGUCUUUAAUAAAUAUAUAUAAAUCCAA